CAUUCCUACCUUAAAUGUACUUACGUCCAUUAAGAAAUAUAAAUAAGAGUGAAAAAUUUCCGUGACAUCACACACAGAAUUGCAAAGUCAUCGCCUUCAGUUAUUUGGAGAGAAGCUUUUGUACUUAUAUUGCGAAAAAUGUAGCCGACCUUGUCAAUGUUGAAGCUGCAAUGUCGAAACUCAAAACUGCUAUAAAAUACGAUCCCACGUAAUUUAUCGUUUGCUUUUAGAGGAAUGCGGAUUUCGCACGGUAGAUUAAAAAUAACAGAAGCUAAAAGGCAUUGAAAUUCGCCCACUAAAUAGGAAUCUGGAAACGGGAAAAUGACCAGAUGUGUAUCGAGAGUUGAUAACAGAGAUGUCAGACUCGAAUCCAGAUGCGAUAAAUUGUUUACGAGGGAUAUCGAUUAAUGAAUUUCGCGAUGAUCAACUACCUUCGAUUUUUCAGGCCCUCUUUGUUCCUAGCAAUUCAGUUGGUGUUGCUGAUACAAUGCUGGACAGGCAUAUUAGCUGCUAACGAAGUGUUAUUAUCCUGCUCAUUUACGGCAGGAACAUGUGGAAUGUUUAAUCGUCCUGAUUCCAGAGCAGAUUGGAGCAGGGAGUACCUCACAAUAGGAGGGAGAUACGGUUACGCUAUGGUUGUACGAGGCAAUGCAGCAAACAACCACUUCGCCCGACUACAAACUCCCAACCUCUCUACUAACGAUGCCCGAAUAGGAUGCAUGAGGUUUCGGUACUUCAUCAGUGGACGGACACCUGCUUCUUUGUCUGUCAUCAAGCAAGGUUUCGUCACUCAGUACGUUUUCGCCAACGCCCACAAAACAGAAGACCACUGGGAGGCAGCUGAAUUUGAUGUUGAAUUCCUUGGCGACAAAGUAAUGUUUUACUUUGAAGCAGAUACGAGAGUUCAAGACUAUGGAGACAGUGUAGUUGCAUUUACAGAGCUUACUAUUUCUACUGGUUCUUGCCAAAACAAACGUUAUCUUGGAUAAAUAAAUUUUACUUUCUAAGAUGA
Argiope bruennichi is the source of this 1012-nucleotide messenger RNA. RefSeq lists its product as uncharacterized. NCBI's taxonomy places the organism in Eukaryota, Metazoa, Arthropoda, Arachnida, Araneae, Araneidae. The transcript is spliced from 4 exons. Gene Ontology annotation, cellular component: membrane. The record is from RefSeq and is a predicted model, not a curated record. Bases 408 to 989 code for a protein of 193 amino acids.